GCAACACAGCGCUCCAUGACUGCGCAGAGUCGGGCAGCCUGGAGAUCAUGCGGAUGUUGCUGCAGUACGGCGCCACCAUGGAACAGGAUGGCUACGGCAUGACUCCCCUCCUCUCUGCCAGCGUUACAGGCCACACUAACAUCGUAGACUAUUUGACGACACACGUGCAGACGAGACACACGGAGCGCAUUGACGCCCUGGAGCUGUUGGGAGCUACUUUUGUAGACAAGAAAAGAGAUCUGCUCGGAGCUUUAAAAUACUGGAAGAGAGCCAUGGACCUCAGGUACCUGGACAGUAACAACAUUGUCCAGAAACCAGAACCCAAGCAGCUCAUCAUGGCAUAUGACUAUGCCAGGGAGGUGAGACGAUCUUUUAUUUUAUUUUUUUCAAUUCUUUAUUCAUUUCAUUAAAGCAAAACAAACAAUUUUAUA
Molecule: messenger RNA, 431 nt
Organism: Austrofundulus limnaeus
Lineage: Eukaryota; Metazoa; Chordata; Actinopteri; Cyprinodontiformes; Rivulidae
Product: protein fem-1 homolog C
Biological process (GO): ubiquitin-dependent protein catabolic process
Cellular component (GO): ubiquitin ligase complex
Molecular function (GO): protein binding
Source: RefSeq, a predicted model, not a curated record